AUGGUGCGUUCCGCCUGGGCAACCUACAUUGACUAUAAUCGGAUUGACCAGAGUCCAAUCAUCGGCCCACAUCCUUUUCACCCCAACAUACUUCUUUGCAGUGGAUUUUCAGGUACCGCUCCACAGCACUGCAUCGCAGCCGGUCGUGCUAUUGCCGAGACAAUUUGCAAUGCCCAUUAUAAAACGAUAGACUUGACCAGAUUCUCAUUUGACCGAUUCUAUACAGAGGAAUUGAUGUUUGAUGGGCUUGAGCAGCCUCCUGUUUUUCCCAUAGAGACAAAAUCGGAGAAUGUCAUUGGCGAAUGCUAG
Molecule: messenger RNA, 309 nt
Organism: Protopolystoma xenopodis
Lineage: Eukaryota; Metazoa; Platyhelminthes; Monogenea; Polystomatidea; Polystomatidae
Source: the annotation of a GenBank genome assembly